Mugil cephalus (flathead mullet) is the source of this 3066-nucleotide messenger RNA. RefSeq names its product amyloid-beta A4 precursor protein-binding family A member 3. Gene Ontology annotation, molecular function: protein binding; amyloid-beta binding. The transcript is spliced from 11 exons. Lineage: Eukaryota; Metazoa; Chordata; Actinopteri; Mugiliformes; Mugilidae. The record is from RefSeq and is a predicted model, not a curated record. Gene Ontology annotation, cellular component: dendritic spine; cytoplasm; plasma membrane. Bases 380 to 2470 code for a protein of 696 amino acids. Gene Ontology annotation, biological process: chemical synaptic transmission.
CUAUAGGCAGGAGCCAAUAAAUAAAAGCUGUCAGUCGACAACAGUAGCAGUAGAAAACUCAUGUUUACUCCGGGACUGUUUCUUACCAGCGGACUAUGUUGAAUUACUACGUUUAACAAAGUGGCUUUUUUUUAUUAUGACGAAUAAAACAAAGGCAGAGUUUGGAAAAAGGUUCAAAUUCCAGCCCUGGGCAACUCAUCAGUCGUGGCACCCACAGGAGGCUCUUUGUGGAUUCAAGGAUACCGUGAAAGACUUAAAACAUCAGGGUCACUCAGCUUGUCGAAAGCACAGUGGGAAACGUUCCUGAUAAGACCCGCUACGUCUCAACCAGGAGUCAACACAGUUAUGCCAUUUUAUCUCCGACAGGCUUUCUGACAAAAUGGACUCGGCCUCUGCCACCACCGGCUUCCCGUUUUCUGACUCGGGCCCCGUUAAUGGAGCCGCGGAGGUUGAGGAUCAAGACUCCUACAACUUCAUCGAGCCCCCUCCUUUGGACUGGAGGUCAGACUCCUCCAGUGAAGCAGGCGCAGCUGAUGAUCUGGACGACCCCAGCCUGCAGCCCUCGGCGGCGAGCCUGGGUGAGUCUGUGUUGCUGCCUUUGGACGCGAGAGACAUUUUGACUCCGCUUGAUGCGAACCAGCAGGAGUUUGAGGGAAAUGUUGUCGAGUCAGUCCUGGAUACUGAAGUGGAGCUGGAAGCAGAGGUUGGAAAAGCUGAGGACGGUGAAGUGAGGGUUGAAAGCCUUGUGCUGGUGGGUGUAGAGGAAGAUCAGGAGGAGGUGACAUCUAGAGACGCUGAAGAAGAAGAAGAAGGAGCAGAAGAAGAAGGGGAUUUUACUAGAAGGACAGCAGGUGACGAAGACCACAGCCGCAUCCACAGCCUGCUCAGCCAGCUCCAGCUAGUGGGCGAAGAGCCCACUCAUCAGACAUCCACUCACCAUCGCUACUCCAGAUUCUCUGAGCUGGAAGCCUGCGCUCCCUCUCUAGAGACGGACAACAGCACUGAAACCACAGGGCUGCUGUUCUCUGAAAGCCACCAGAGAGACCUGCUGGGGCUGCUGCAGUGCACAGAGAUCAGCGCUACGCCCCACAGAGGGGACGUGGACGCUGUGGUGUCGGUUUCCUACAGUCAGGCGGACGCACCGAGGUUCUGGAGGAGGCAUCACGGAAAUGGACGGCACAGGGACGACUCUCUCACCUCUCUGCCUGACGAGGAGUAUCCUGAGCCGGUGUGGAUGAAACUCGGGGAGGGACCUCCUGAGGAAGAAGCCGCUGCAGAGGGCGAGCAGAGUGCUGAUGACCAUCCUUCUUACAAAGACGUACCUGGUCCUUGUGACCCCGAAGACCUGUUGGAUGGAGUGAUAUUUGGUGCCAAGUAUCUGGGCUCCACUCAGCUCAAAUCAGAGAAGAACCCGUCGACUAACGCUCGGAUGGCUCAGGCUCAAGAGGCUGUGGACAGAAUAAAGGCUCCGGAGGGAGAGUCUCAGCCAAUGACAGAAGUUGAUCUGUUCAUCUCUACCCAACGAAUCAAAGUGCUCACAGCUGACACACAGGAAGCCAUGAUGGAUCACGCUCUGCAGAUGAUCUCUUACAUAGCUGACAUCGGCGACAUCGUGGUCCUGAUGGCGCGAAGGAAACGCAAGGGGCAGGAGGGCGACCCGGCCUCUUCCUCCUCACCAUCAUCAUCAUCCUCAGCGUCUCAGAAGAAGUGCUUAAUGAUCUGCCACGUCUUCUCCUCUGAGGAUGCUCAGACCAUAGCCCAGGCUAUCGGGCAGGCGUUCGGAGUGGCUUACCAGCAGUUCCUCCAGACCAACGGCAUCAAGGCCAGCGACCUGAGGCCGGGCGAGUACAGCGACUACCUGGAAAGCCAGGAGCUCUACAACGGAGACCUGGCCCACUUCUCCGACUCCCAGAACCUCCGAGACGUUGUCAUUACCAAGGCUCCUGGAGAGAUCCUGGGACUAGCGGUGGUGGAGUCGGGCUGGGGCUCCAUCCUGCCCACUGUGGUGGUGGCCAACCUCCUCCACGGAGGCCCGGCUGAGCGCUGCGGAGAGCUCAGCAUCGGUGACCGCAUCAUGUCUGUUAACGGCACCAGCAUGGUGGGUCUGCCCAUCACCACCUGCCAGAACAUCCUCCGGGACUUGAAAACCCAGAAGUAUGUGAAGCUCAGCAUCGUCCACUGCCCUCCAGUCACCAUGGCGAUCAUCAAGAGACCGGACCCCAAGUUUCAGCUGGGCUUCAGUGUGGAGGACGGCAUUAUCUGCAGUCUGAUGCGGGGUGGUAUAGCAGAGAGAGGGGGGAUCCGCGUUGGACAUCGCAUCAUUGAAAUCAAUGGGCAGAGUGUUGUUGCAACGCCGCAUGACAAGAUCAUCCAGAUUCUCACAAAUGCUGUGGGAGAGAUUCACUUGAAGACGAUGCCUGCCUCAACAUAUCGACUCUUGACAGGACAAGAGCAGCCAGUGUUUCUUUGAGCGCUUCCUGUUUCACGAGGACAACUAUAAUGUGCAGUGUUCAAGCUACAUGAGCUAUUGCCAAACUCGGAAAAUAUUAUGCAAUUGAUCACGCAGCUAGUUACAGGCUGUUGUCACGCCACUGAAUGCCACACACUAGACUAGCUAUAUUUUGAAGAUGUAAAGUACAUUUGAAUAUUUUAAAAUGACAGGGAUAGAUGGUAGCUCUCAUUUAUAUUUAUCAGAUAUUUAACAGUUCAGGCAGUAGCUGGCGUACAGUAAUGCAUAAGCACAAUAUAUUUUUGACUUCACUAACUUGCUCACAGCAUCAAACACGUCGUGAGUCAUCCACCCUGGUGUGUACUGCCAGCUUGCGUUUGCAUGUUUCAUGGUCAUGUACUUCCAGUCCUUCAUAUGAACAUACAUAUCAGUGUCUAUCACAAGAAGGCCACUCGCUGCAGUGCUCUGGUUCGUUUAUAAAAUGCUUCACUGACUGUGCCUGACAUGAGCCAGAUAUCAUGCACAAUUAAUGGUAACUGGUUUAUUUGAUAGAGACGCUUAUAUUUUUUAAGAAUUCUUGUCUUUUGGAUGUUGAUUAUUAAAUGACCUGCAAGAUA